UUGGUAUUGGUGGUCGCCUACCUCUCCUUCAAUCUUUGUUCCGCUUGUUUGGCUCCGUGUUUGCUCAAGAGAAACCCUAUCAGAGCAACGAAAGAGUAAAGAAAACAAAGAAGAGAAAGAUGCAUUCAACUCAUCUCCUGCUGGAAGAGCCCAUCAGGAUGGCUUCUAUCUUAGAGCCAUCCAAGCCUAGUUUCUUCCCCGCGAUGACCAAAAUCGUGGGGACGCUGGGGCCAAAAUCACGAUCCGUGGAGGUGAUUUCUUCUUGCCUUAAGGCUGGCAUGUCUGUGGCACGCUUUGACUUCUCAUGGGGUGAUAUCGAUUAUCACCAAGAAACUCUCGAAAAUCUGAAGCUAGCCGUCAAGAGCACCAAGAAGCUCUGUGCGGUCAUGCUAGACACUGUGGGCCCUGAGUUACAGGUCUUAAACAAAAGUGAGCGUGCAAUUUCCCUUGAGGCUGAGGCAUUUGUUACCUUGACUCCUGAUCAAGAGAAGGAAGCCUCCUCGGAGUUGUUGCCGAUUAAUUUCAGUGGGCUUUCAAAGGCAGUUAAAACUGGGGACACAAUUUUCAUCGGUCAAUACCUGUUUACUGGGAGUGAAACUACCUCUGUUUGGCUUGAGGUCACUGAGUUGAAAGGAGAUGAUGUGGUUUGUGUGAUAAAAAACACUGCAACUCUGGCUGGAUCAUUAUUCACGCUGCAUAUUUCUCAGAUCCGUAUUGAUUUGCCUACACUCUCUGAUGCUGACAAAGAUGUUAUAUGUAAAUGGGGUGUUAAGAACAACAUUGACUUUUUAUCAUUAUCUUAUACAAGGCAUGCAGAGGAUGUCCGGCAGGCACGUGAAUUCCUUUCAAAGUUGGGGGAUCUUCAUCAGACUCAGAUUUUUGCAAAAAUUGAGAACAUAGAGGGGUUAACCCACUUUGAUGAAAUCCUACAAGAAGCAGAUGGCAUCAUUCUUUCUCGUGGAAAUCUUGGAAUAGAUCUACCACCAGAGAAGGUGUUUUUUUAUUUCAAAAAGGCUGCUGUCUACAAGUGUAAUAUGGCUGGAAAACCUGCUGUUGUCACCCGUGUAGUUGACAGUAUGACAGACAACCUAAGACCCACUCGUGCAGAGGCAACAGAUGUUGCCAAUGCAGUGCUUGAUGGAAGUGAUGCAAUUCUCUUGGGUGCUGAGACUCUUCGAGGAUUAUAUCCUGUUGAAACUAUUUCAAUCGUGGGUAAAAUUUGUGCAGAGGCUGAGAAAGUUUUUAACCAAGAUCUAUACUUCAAGAAAACUGUGAAAUAUGUUGGAGAACCAAUGACACACUUGGAAUCUAUCGCCUCAUCUGCAGUUCGUGCUGCUAUCAAAGUCAAGGCUUCUGUGAUCAUUGUCUUCACCUCAUCUGGAAGAGCUGCAAGAUUAAUUGCGAAGUACAGGCCGACAAUGCCUGUUCUAUCUGUAGUUAUUCCCCGGCUCAAGACAAACCAACUUCGAUGGAGUUUCACUGGCGCAUUUGAAGCUAGACAAUCUCUUAUUGUUAGAGGCCUAUUUCCUAUGCUUGCAGAUCCUCGGCACCCUGCUGAGUCCACAAAUGCCACAAAUGAGUCUGUUUUGAAGGUUGCGCUUGAUCAUGGCAAGGCCUCUGGGGUCAUCAAGUCGCAUGAUCGUGUUGUUGUCUGCCAGAAAGUUGGUGAUGCUUCAGUUGUGAAGAUCAUUGAGCUGGAAGAUUAAACUGUCCUGUAACUUGAACAUUGGGAUGGAUCAGUUAUCAACCUAUCUUUGUAGUAUGCUCUUAUUAUUUGGGAGAGAUUUUGCAAUAGUAUGUGUAUUUGGAGGGUCUUGGCUGUAGCAUUUCUGCUUCAGGGCAGCCAUAAAUUGUUUAGUGUUGUGAUUGAGUUGCAGGAGUUGAUCACAAACCUUAAAUUUCUGCUUCAGAGUCAAGUCAGUCACUAAAUAAAAGUACCCAUCUGAUGUAACAUGGGUGUGGCAACACUCUACCAUCUUCAGACAACACAACGCUGGGCAGCUAAUUUUGUUAAGAGGCUCUGGCUCUGGGGCAUACCUUGUUUGAAAAUAAUUAUGUUGCAUAUUA
Messenger RNA from Dioscorea cayenensis subsp. rotundata (Guinea yam), 2067 nucleotides. Its product is annotated as pyruvate kinase 1, cytosolic-like. Lineage: Eukaryota; Viridiplantae; Streptophyta; Magnoliopsida; Dioscoreales; Dioscoreaceae. Gene Ontology annotation, molecular function: magnesium ion binding; pyruvate kinase activity; potassium ion binding. The record is from RefSeq and is a predicted model, not a curated record. Gene Ontology annotation, biological process: glycolytic process. Gene Ontology annotation, cellular component: cytoplasm.